AUUUUUGUCCUAAAAAAUAGCCUUCGAUGCCACUUUUGAGACACAGAAACACAAAAGCAUUGCAAAGCACAACAACCGGUCGGUAGCUUCUGCAACUCUCAACGUGCUAAUUCAGAAGAUCACCCCUAUCCGUCUGCCUCGCUUCUGAUUCUACUAUUAUUGCUUUUUUUUAAUAUUGCCAACCCAUUUCCAGUCUGUAAUAGAAGAAAUUAGCAGAUUGAGCCAUGUGAAUUUUAGGUGUCCGGGAUGGGAAGCCAAACCUUUUCGACAAUCAUUCUCCACUUCCUUUUUCCAGUCUUUUCCUGAUCAUUAAAAGGUUCUUUCUGCUCUUCUCUUCUCUGUCUCUGAUCUCUGUGCGAAAGGCCGUUCGUUCCUGAACAAGGGAGCUAGCUGAGAAUAUAACCCAUCCAAUCAAGCUUGUUCUGGAAUUUAUUUCCUUUUACAGGUCAAAAAACAAAGUCUGAUUCAGCAGACUCAUCUUUGUUUAAGGUACUGAAAUGGAGCAGUCGGAUAAGCAAUCGUCUCUCAUACCACCAUUACCCAGAGACUCUCGCGGCUCGCUUGAGGUAUUCAAUCCCUCCACCUACUCCAACAGGCCAACCAACCCGGCCUUCCGGUCGCAGCCGUCGUGGAAGGGCUGGUUAGAGCAACCUGAGAGUAGUCCCGAACCGGACCCCUCCUCCAAGCUCUCCCCCAAUUCGGAUCUCGCCGAGGUAACCACCACCUCAUGGAUGGCCCUCAAGGACCCCACCCCACCAGUGCCACCACAACCGGCGAAACAAUCACCGAUAGCCCAGAAGACCCUCUCGGCCAUCUUCAACGAUCAAGACGAUGGCGAGAAACCGACGGGGAAGAGGCGAUCAGCAUCGGGAGAAGUCGGCGACGCAGCCCAACGAGCGGCCGAGUGGGGUUUGGUCUUGAAAACUGACACCGAGACCGGCAAGCCGCAGGGGGUCUCUGUUAGGAAUUCAGGUGGCGGGGGAGAUGACUCGAACAAUAGGCCGGGAAACUCCAGAAGAGACUCGAAUAACUCGGUGCGAAGCUCGGGCGAACUUUCAGAAGAUGGAGGGAAAGAGAGAGGGAUUCCGAGGGUAUCAGAGGACUUAAAGGACGCGUUAUCGACAUUCCAGCAAACAUUCGUGGUCUCGGACGCGACAAAACCGGAUUAUCCGAUAAUGUACGCGAGUGCUGGGUUCUUCAAGAUGACCGGUUAUACAUCCAAAGAGGUUGUCGGUCGGAACUGCCGGUUUUUACAGGGGAAGGAUACGGAUCCAGAAGACGUGGCAAAGAUAAGGGAAGCAUUGGAGAGUGGGAAGAGUUAUUGUGGAAGGCUGUUGAAUUACAAGAAGGAUGGGACCCCCUUUUGGAAUUUACUCACUAUUUCCCCCAUCAAAGAUGACGCUGGACAACUCCUUAAAUUUAUCGGAAUGCAAGUGGAGGUCAGCAAGCAUACAGAGGGAUUUAAGGAUAAGAUGGUGCGUCCUAAUGGAUUGCCAGAAUCAUUGAUUCGAUAUGAUGCUCGUCAGAAAGAGAUGGCCUCAAGUUCAGUAUCUGAGCUUGUGCAGGCAGUGAAGAGACCUCGUGCACUCAGUGAAUCGAUAAAUCGACCCUUGAGGAAAUCAGGAGGUGGGAAGGAAGAGGAGAGAAUUGAAUCACUAACAAGGAGAAACUCUGAGAGCGUUGCUCCACCUAGAAGGAACUCACAUGCUGGUACUAGAAGUUCAAUGCAGCGCAUCAGUGAGCUACCCGAAAAGAAACCGAAAAAAUCUGGUCGUCGUUCUUUUAUGGGGAUGAUUAGGAAAGGUCAACCCAACAUUAAGGACAGCCUUGAUUUUGAACCUCCUAUGGAUGGUGAUGAGACUGAUGAUGAUGAUGAUGAUGAGAGGCCUGAGAAUGUUGAUGACAAAGUAAGAAAGAAGGAAAUGAGAAAGGGUAUUGAUCUUGCUACUACACUCGAGCGUAUAGAGAAGAACUUUGUCAUUACGGAUCCAAGACUUCCUGAUAAUCCCAUUAUUUUUGCAUCCGAUAGCUUCUUAGAACUUACAGAGUAUAGUCGUGAAGAAAUCCUGGGAAGAAAUUGCAGGUUUCUGCAAGGACCUGAAACUGAUCCGGAAACUGUGAGGAAAAUAAGAGAGGCAAUUGACAACCAGACAGAUGUCACUGUCCAACUCAUUAACUACACAAAGAGCGGUAAAAAGUUCUGGAACCUGUUUCAUUUGCAGCCAAUGCGCGAUCAAAAAGGAGAAGUACAGUAUUUUAUUGGGGUACAGUUGGAUGGAAGUCAGCAUGUUGAGCCACUUCGCAACUGCAUUCCUGAAGGCACUGCAAAAGAGAGUGAACAACUGAUUAAAGAAACUGCAGAAAAUGUUGAUGAUGCAGUGAGAGAGCUUCCGGAUGCCAAUUUGAAACCGGAAGAUUUGUGGAGUAACCAUUCUAAGGUGGUUCAUCCAAAACCUCAUAGGAAGUACAGCCCCUCAUGGAGCGCUAUCCAAAAGAUUCUCGAUGAUGGAGAACAGAUAGGCUUGAAACAUUUCAGGCCAAUAAAGCCCUUGGGAUCCGGAGAUACUGGGAGUGUGCAUUUGGUGGAAUUGUGUGGAACUGGUCUGUGUUUUGCCAUGAAGGCUAUGGAUAAAAAUGUUAUGCUCAAUCGUAACAAGGUGCAUAGAGCUUGUGCAGAGAGGGAAAUCCUUGACAUGUUAGAUCAUCCUUUUCUUCCUGCACUGUAUGCUUCAUUCCAGACCAAAACACAUGUUUGUCUGAUAACUGAUUACUGCCCUGGUGGAGAACUCUUCCUGCUUUUAGACAGACAGCCCACGAAGGUCCUGAAGGAAGAUGCAGUGAGAUUUUAUGCUGCAGAGGUAGUUGUUGCAUUGGAGUACCUUCACUGUCAGGGGAUAAUUUACAGGGAUUUAAAGCCUGAAAAUGUUUUACUCCAGAGCAAUGGUCACGUAUCCUUGACAGAUUUUGAUUUGUCAUGUUUGACAUGUUGUAAACCACAGCUUUUGAUUCCAAGGACAAAUGAAAAGAAAAAACAACAGAAUGGUCAACAGAAUCCAAUUUUCAUGGCAGAGCCUAUGCGAGCAUCAAACUCUUUUGUUGGCACCGAGGAAUACAUAGCUCCGGAAAUCAUCACUGGGGCAGGCCAUACUAGUGAGGUGGACUGGUGGGCUCUUGGUAUUCUUCUGUACGAGAUGUUCUAUGGAUAUACACCAUUUAGGGGAAAGACUAGGCAAAAGACUUUUGCCAAUAUUCUUCAAAAAGAUCUUAAAUUUCCAGGAAGUAUACCGGUAAGUCUCCAAGCAAAGCAGUUAAUGUAUAGGCUCUUGCACAGGGAUCCCAAAAACAGAUUGGGUUCUCGGGAAGGGGCAAAUGAGAUUAAGUGUCACCCUUUCUUCCGGGGUGUCAAUUGGGCUCUAGUUCGCUGCAUGAAAGCUCCUGAGCUUGAUGCUCCUCUCUUUGACACAACUGAGGCUGAGAAGGAAGCAAAAGUUGUGGAUCCUGAAUUAGAGGAUCUCCAGACAAAUGUUUUCUAGUAGGUCUGGUCCAUGAUUUUGAGCAUGUGAAUCAUAUCUCCUUCAGAAAGGAAACGCAAUGGAGUCUCUGAGAGCUCCUUGAUCCUUCAAGGAAUUGGGUUUUUCUUUGACUUGACUUGUGUUUCUUGGCCCCAAGCAUUUUGAUCAACAGCUAAGUCUGGUAGCUGCUGGUAGGCGGAAAUUAAGGUUCAGUUGUGUCCCAUGUAAUGUUUGUACGAUGUGUCUCAUGUAAUUUUAAUCCCAGUUGGUUCGAACUUAAAA
Messenger RNA from Juglans microcarpa x Juglans regia, 3794 nucleotides. Its product is annotated as phototropin-1. The record is from RefSeq and is a predicted model, not a curated record. Gene Ontology annotation, molecular function: ATP binding; protein serine/threonine kinase activity. The coding region runs from base 498 to 3533 and encodes 1011 amino acids. Gene Ontology annotation, biological process: protein phosphorylation. Gene Ontology annotation, cellular component: plasma membrane; nucleus; cytoplasm. NCBI's taxonomy places the organism in Eukaryota, Viridiplantae, Streptophyta, Magnoliopsida, Fagales, Juglandaceae. The transcript has 25 exons.